GUCACCCUUAUGGGGAUAAUUCGGCACGCCGAGAAAGCACCGACCAACAUUCUCUACAAAGUGGAUGACAUGACGGCGGCCCCGAUGGACGUCAGGCAGUGGGUCGAUACUGAUGAGGCAGGUGGUGAGAAUGUUGUGGUACCUCCAGGAACUUACAUAAAAGUAGCUGGUCAUCUUCGGUCUUUCCAGAAUAAGAAAAGCUUGGUGGCGUUUAAGAUUAUGCCUGUGGAAAAUAUGAAUGAGUUCACCACACACAUACUAGAGAUUGUCAAUGCACACAUGAUCCUCCGAAAAAAUCUUAUGUCAGCAUCAAGAGCGCCUCAGUCGUUUUCCUCUGCUGGGAUCAGUGACAUGGGGGGCUAUGGAGGAGGUGGCAGCUUACCCGUGAACGGACUCACAGCACACCAGAGUCAGGUACUGAACUUGAUUAAAAACUGCCCUGUCCCAGAAGGUAUGAGUCUUCAAGAGUUGAAACUUCAGCUCCACAAUAUGAGCAUGUCAACGAUCAAGCAAGCCGUUGAAUUCCUUAGCAGCGAGGGACACAUCUACUCCACUGUGGAUGAUGAUCACUAUAAGUCAACGGAUGCUGAGUGAAGUUACUUCCAGCUGGAUUUAGUUCUAAGCAAAUGCUUGUCUGUGUAUCAAGUUAUCCUGCCGAGCUUUGCGACAUGGAAGGUGAUCUUUGCUCUUUCCAGCCUGUGAAAGUCCCAGUUCCUCUGUGGGUGCCUCCUUGGAAUUCAAGGACAAGCAGAAUGUGUAGGAUUCUGUUAACUGGACUCGAUUAUAUGCUGUGACCAUGUGACUAAAAGCAUAAACAGACAUGGAAA
Messenger RNA from Antrostomus carolinensis (chuck-will's-widow), 827 nucleotides. It is a transcript of the gene RPA2, whose product is annotated as replication protein A2. The transcript is spliced from 6 exons. Gene Ontology annotation, biological process: nucleotide-excision repair; double-strand break repair via homologous recombination; DNA replication. Gene Ontology annotation, cellular component: DNA replication factor A complex; chromosome, telomeric region; site of double-strand break. NCBI's taxonomy places the organism in Eukaryota, Metazoa, Chordata, Aves, Caprimulgiformes, Caprimulgidae. Gene Ontology annotation, molecular function: single-stranded DNA binding. Bases 10 to 594 code for a protein of 194 amino acids. The record is from RefSeq and is a predicted model, not a curated record.